Molecule: messenger RNA, 2425 nt
Organism: Triplophysa dalaica
Lineage: Eukaryota; Metazoa; Chordata; Actinopteri; Cypriniformes; Nemacheilidae
Product: regucalcin-like
Biological process (GO): L-ascorbic acid biosynthetic process
Molecular function (GO): gluconolactonase activity; calcium ion binding; enzyme regulator activity
Source: RefSeq, a predicted model, not a curated record
GAUCAGACGUAACACAAUGGAAGCAAUCAUUUGGUUUUAUUUGUAAAGGUCGUAAUGUCAAAUGUUCAUAGACUAACGUUAUCAACACGUUACAUAUUUCAGUGCUGUACGUAUUUGUUUCUCUACAUAAUAGACGGGAUACAGCCACUUCCACUGGGCACGCGCACUUCAAAACUGUAUAAUUUGCGUCACUCUAAAAACAGUUGAUUUAUAUUUUGUAUUAUUGUAAGGUUAGGUUUAGGGUUUGGGUAGGUGUAGGGGUUAGCUAAUGUAAUUUAUUGGAAUUAUAUGGCGAGAUGUUGCACCACUUCCGGCCGUAGCUGCAUCCCUUCUAGCUACAACCUAUCUGCGAAGAAGAAGACAGAGCGCAAUGCACGACGUAGAAAUGGCUAAACAACAUUACAGUUCGAACGGCGGGCACUUUUUAGCUAAAGGAUCCACCGAUGCAAACCACAAAACACCGUUGUAGAUGCAAAAUCUGUCAUUUCUCGUGUAACGGAGGCCAGCUGUUAGAGGGAGAGCUGUGUGUGCACGCAGAGGCUGCGAGCUCGUCUCUCCCUCGCCGGACCGGUGGCGGUUUCGAGGCUAGGAGGGGUACAUUCCCGCAUCCCUGAAAAAACCCCCCAGGAAAGAAUGAAUUCGGCGAGAGUCCCGUCUGGUCGUGAGGAGAGUAUCACUACAGGUGAGGCAUCAGAAAGUUUGUCAGUAUUUUAUGAGAUCCAAGCGCCUGUGAGUUGGGCGUUGUGUGUUUUUACUGUCCCAGAGAAACCUGUAGGCUCUAUGGUGCGAAAAGCAGGCGGUUACGUCAUCGAGGGCGGAAUGCACUUUGUGUUUGUUCAACGGGUCAUGCACUCCAUUACAACAGCUGCCCAGCUGGACAAGGAAAAACCCAACGCUCGCUUCAGUGAUGGAAAAGUAGAAGCCGGGAGGUACUUUGCAGCUGACCAAAGAGGGGUUUCCUGGGCAGAGCCUGAUGAAGACAUACCAGACGGUAUGUGUAUGGACCCAGAGGGGUGUCAGUGGGUCGCCUGCUACCAUGGAGGAAGAGAUUUGCGCAUUGACCCACAAACAGGCACCCGACUGCAGACGGUGAAACUGGCGGAGAAGACCACCUCGUGUUGUGCUGGUGGAAAGGAUCACGCUGAUCUGUACGUCACCAACAGGCCGUUUGAAGACAUGGAUGGAGAUUCACUGGCCAUACAGCCUUCGGCUGGCUGCCUAUUUAAGGUCACGGGUGUGGGAGUGACGGCCAUUCCAUCGUUCUCGUGUACUGGAUAAAAACCAAGAAGACAGCAAUGACGCUUGUUGAUCCGUUACCAUUUUUUCUGAUGAAACAGCUGUAGUGACUGGAUCAUUGAGAGAAAAGCCUCACUCCCUUUUGUCCUGGUUUCUAGAUACCAACAUCAAAAGACCAUAGCAAGCAUGGCUCCAUGGGUCUGGUUUUGGUCUUUUGAACUCUCACAGAGAGUGUGAUGACCAUUUGGUUCCUCUGUAGGAUAUUUAAGACUCCUUAGCUUCAAAGCAUUGGUGAUAAGUCUCUGUCUCAUCUCUUACUUAACAUCUGAGGCUAAGCAGAGAACUUCUCUGACAAAUAGGAAUUUUAUUUGAUUUAUUAAACUAUCCUUUUCUGUAAAUGUAUCUAAAUGUCUAGGUUGUGUGUUGGCGCACAUGCCAUUUUAAGUACUCUGUAACUGUUGAAUAUACAAGUUUUGAUUUAGGGUUCAUUUGAUGUAUUCAUACAUUGGAAUGAUUCACAGUUCAAUGCCUUGCAUGUUUCAUAUGUAACUACAACUCUCCGAAUUCCCUAUAUGAUGAGCUAUGUUAUAAAACCAUAGCAUACCUCAUACUAUGUCCAUAACUAAGUUUAGGUAUUAAAUGCAAACUGACUAUACUGUCAGAGCCAUGCAAAUGAAGCGCCAUGAGAAACAAAGGAACUUUCUUUGGCCCCUUUAUCACUUUCAUGCCAUUGGCCCGCAGACCAUCUGGGGGCAGGGCAGGUAUGCAUUUAAAACACCAUCACCGAUCCACUUCAUUGGCUCUUGAAUUAGAAAUUGGAAGGGGAAAGAAAGAGGACGCCCCCUGGGGAGGCCAUGGAACUUCGGACUCAGAACCUAAACUCAGCGGUUCAACAGGACUGCAUUCUGAAACCAUUCAAGAUUUCCUUCCACGCGCAUACGGAUAUUGGUCCAACACCGAGAUUGCAAGUAUCCAUCUCUUAAUAUAGAGUAGCUGCGUUAAGAGCGUGCCUCUUUGUUAAAGAUGAUUUUAUUGGUUUUCAGACAUGUUUUACAUGCCUCGCGGCCAUGCCCUCUCACUCUCUCAUUCUCAAUCUCCCUCUCUCUCUGCGCUUCCCAGCGCGGUUGUGUUUCAUGUAUUUGUUUGUUGUCAUUAUGUUUACCAUGUAGAGUAGAAUUUAAUAAAAACC